AGUGUGCUUUGAGCCUUGCAUCUAGACUCACUUGGAAUUUAACUUUUAAAAAAAGCCGAGAAUUAAAAAAAAAACGUAUUAAAAUAAUUUAUACGUAGGUGCACUUGAAAAUCUACCGAUUAUUCUUCCAUGGAACUUCCACAACCGGAGAUCGCUAAAAAGAAACGAGGACGACCAAGGAAAAAUGCUGCAAACGUUGCUGGUACAAGUACACAGCCACAAGAGCCUAAAAAGAAAAGACUUACUGUUAAGGAAGUAGCGAAUCGACUUUUUUUGGUGGAAAAUCAUAGUAAAGCGAAUUCAAAUAAUAUUCAGCUGAUAAAUCAUGUCAGUGCAAGCUUAAUAACUGGAAUGACGAAUUUACAAAAAAGAGUUGACGAUAAAACAGAACCAUGUCAAUUCAUCAUACUUUCCACCGAGUCGACAAAAAAUAAUGAUUUAAUUAAUGAAGAACUUGUCAAUGGCGACAAGUCUGGUUUUGAAGAAGAGCCAAUGACUUCAGAGGGUUUGCAAAAUGUAGAAACUCCCACCAUUGAACGAUCAUCUGAUGAUGACAGUGAUGAUGAUGAUGAAAUUAAAAUUAAACCAGAAAUUUUAAAGAAAUUUCGACCACCAAUAUCCAAAUACAAACAACAAGAGGCAACUUCAUCAUCGGAAGUAAAUAAUUAUUAUGAAGAGACUGCCACUGUCACAAAAUCUGAAGAUCCAAACACGUUUUCAGAUUUUGCGCAAAUGAAUGCUUGGCUGGCACGAAAAAAAUCCGAUUGGUGUGUAAAACUGUCGAUUUCUUUGAACAAAAUGCUGACAAAGGAAGGAUUGAUUGCAACGCAUAAGUGUAUGGUUAAAUGUUGUAGUUAUACAAGUAUCAGUCAAAAGAAUUUUGUCAAACAUCUUUUGUGUCAUGAAGCAAAUGGAACAAAAGAUUUCAUUUAUUUUUGUCCAUAUUGCUUUUUCAAUGGAAAAUCGUCUUCUCAACUCAUGGAGCAUUAUAAUCUGCACAAAUUCGAUAAAUAUCAAUGCGGUUAUUGCUUUUAUCGAAGUUGCGAAGAACAAUCUUGCUACGAACAUCAUAAAAUGUUUCACGUUGAACAUCCUUUGAAAAUUUACGAAUGUCCACUUGAAACAUUCAUGGAGAAACUUACAAAUGAACAAGCAUAUGAACUUGUUCAGAAUCGGCAACAGUUUAUCCAACCAAUGACUUGUUCAAGUUGCGAUCUAAAUUUCUAUUUGAUUGAUGCAUAUGAGAAUCAUAUGGAACAACAUGCAAGACUAGAAAUAAAAAGUGAAGAGAAUGUUGUGAAUGAUUUUACAAUAUAUAAGAAGUUACAACUUGAAGCUGUUGUCGGCUUGUUUCAGUGUCUUUUUUGUACUUUUGGUUGUGAAGGAAGAGAUGAAAUCAAAACUCAUAUGCAAAAUCAUCCAUCAAAACGUUUAUAUUAUUGCAAGCGUAAGCCUGAUUCUUCAAGCGAAGAUCAAAAUCAAAAUCCUCAUUCAGUUUCAUCGGUUGUCAUUUCUCUAUUAUUAAAAGCAACUAAUUUCGAAAUUAUUUCUUUUGAUAAUGACGAUUUGAAGCUUUUGAAGAAUUCGGAAAAUGUUUUAAAAAUUUCGGAUUUAGAAGAAUGUUAAUUUUUUUUAGAAAUUAAUAAUCAUGUUAUUAUGUGUGAACUAAGUUUUUGUGUGAAAAAUUAUUAAGGAUGGUUUAGGAAUUUUAAAAAUAAAAAUAAAACUUCUACAUUGUUUAUGAGCUGAAGCAAAAACUUUACAUUAUUUCUUUAAAUUGGAAUGUUUGAAUGUUUCGUCCAAAAGUUUACCAGUGGAGCCUUGAAUAAAAAAAAUACAAACUGAAAAGAUGUUAA
This is a messenger RNA of Clunio marinus, 1856 nucleotides long. Lineage: Eukaryota; Metazoa; Arthropoda; Insecta; Diptera; Chironomidae. The record is from the annotation of a GenBank genome assembly.